Scatophagus argus is the source of this 3565-nucleotide messenger RNA. It is a transcript of the gene hells, whose product is annotated as helicase, lymphoid specific. The transcript has 23 exons. The record is from RefSeq and is a predicted model, not a curated record. Gene Ontology annotation, molecular function: chromatin binding; ATP-dependent chromatin remodeler activity; ATP binding. Gene Ontology annotation, biological process: negative regulation of gene expression via chromosomal CpG island methylation; DNA methylation-dependent constitutive heterochromatin formation; pericentric heterochromatin formation. Bases 376 to 2913 code for a protein of 845 amino acids. NCBI's taxonomy places the organism in Eukaryota, Metazoa, Chordata, Actinopteri, Scatophagidae. Gene Ontology annotation, cellular component: nucleus; pericentric heterochromatin.
AACUACAUUGCCUGUUCCUUGGUGCUUACCCUGGUGAAGAACAGACGCUGUGCUCGCUGCAGAGUACUAACGUGGGGUUUAAACCAGUUUUAUAAAACAUAUUUUCAUAGGUUUAGAUAAGGUGAUAGUUUCGGAAGUUAUUGGAACAUAUGCCACCUUACACUUUCAGAAAUUUCUAUCUGUUUUGAAGUUAUAUGACUGCAACAACAACCUUGUGUAACUCGCGAGAAAUUGCUAUUUUGUCGAGUAAAGUACUUUUUCUGUAGUUACUUAAAACCUUUCAUCAGCCGCAGUAGCUCAAGCUAUCGCUUUGCUUUUACCAACAAUGAGCAGCAGGCCCAGGGAUUCAUUUGCAUUUUUCCUGAUGCUGACAGCAUGAAGGAAGAAAGUCGAAGUGUGUCCCCUCACUGCCCCAAACCAGAUGAGUCUGAGGAGCCGCUGGGCACAGCCAUGGAGACUGGAGCUGCAGAGGGUGUGAAAUCUGAGAAGUCUGAAGUGGUCAUCACUAAAGAAAUGGAGGAGGAAGAGAAGCAGCUGAUGGAGGAAGGAGAAAGGAAGGAAAAGGAGAUGAUGGAAAAGGCUCGGGAGUCAUGGCAGAGGGAUUCUCAUAACAUGCGGUUCAAGAGACUGCAGCAUUUGCUUCAGAAGAGCAACAUCUACUCUAAAUUCCUACUGACUAAAAUGGAGCAACAACAGAAUGAGGAGAAACUCAGGAAGGAGAAACUUGAAAAAAAGGCCAAGAAGAACACAAAUGUUGGAGAGCCUGAGAAAGAUAAAAAGAAGAGGAGCAGGGACGAAGACUAUAAAAUAGCAGAUGUCAUGUCAAAAGAGGAAAUAAUGUCACAAGCUAAGAAAGCCAAAGUGGAGGAAGCGGAUGAAACACUGACCCACAAAAAACUAGAAGCUGAGGAUAUUGAGAAGAUGAGUGAUUCCAACCAAGACAUCAAGAACCGCCUAUCGGAGACAGUGCGAGACAAUGCCAAGCAUCUCCUGCAUCCUCACAGGAAGGUGAAUGGCCAGCCAGUCCCCGCCCAGCAGCCACAGCUCUUCACGGGAGGCGUGAUGCGGUGGUAUCAGAUCGAAGGCAUUGAGUGGCUGAGGAUGCUGUGGGAGAAUGGCAUCAAUGGUAUCCUGGCUGAUGAGAUGGGACUGGGAAAAACCAUCCAGUGCAUUGCCCACAUCGCCAUGAUGAUAGAAAAGAAAGUAAUGGGCCCCUUCCUGGUGGUGGCUCCCCUCUCUACUUUGCCCAACUGGAUCAAUGAGUUCAAGCGCUUCACACCAGAGGUGUCUGUGCUGCUCUACCAUGGCCCCCAGGCAGAGAGGGCCAAGCUCCUGAAGCAGAUCCGCAGACCUCAGGGGCCCCUCAGCAUGUGUCCUGUGGUCGUCACCUCCUUUGAGAUCUCCAUGAUUGACAGAAAAUUUCUCCAGCGCUUCCAGUGGAAGUACCUGAUAGUGGACGAAGGACACAGGAUCAAAAACCUCAACUGUCGGCUGGUGCGGGAGCUGAAGAUUCUGCCCACUGACAACAAGCUGUUGCUGACAGGCACUCCUCUGCAGAACAACUUGGCUGAGCUCUGGUCCCUCCUCAACUUCCUCCUGCCAGAGGUCUUUGAUGACCUCAAGAGCUUUGAGUCGUGGUUUGACAUUGACUCCCUCGGUGAGGCGGAGAAUGUGGUGGCUGCUGAGCGCGAGCAGAACAUCCUGAGCAUGUUACACCAGAUUCUGACUCCAUUCCUGCUGAGGAGGCUGAAGUCAGAUGUGACGCUGGAGGUUCCUCCUAAGAAGGAGAUCGUCGUUUAUGCUCCUCUGACAGCCAAACAGGAAGUCUUUUACACUGCUGUGGUCAACAAAACCAUUGCCAAGAUGCUGGGCCAGGAAAAGACGGAAGCUCCUGUAGUUUUGACAUCGAGUGGCAGGCCAAAGCGUCGCAGUCGAAAGGUGGUGAACUACAAAGAAACGGAUGGAGACACACCAUAUGACCUGGAGAAAUAUCUGGAGACUGUCCGUAAAGAGUUUGAGCAGCAGAGUUCCCCUCUGGUGCUGGAUGUACAAAGCCCGCUCAACGCCCAAAUCAACCUCAAGCUGCAGAACAUUCUCAUGUUGCUAAAAAGAUGCUGCAACCACCCCUACCUGGUGGAGUACCCCCUCGACCCUGCCACGCAAGAUUUCAAGAUUGAUGAAGAGUUGGUGCAGAGCUCUGGGAAGUUCCUUAUACUGGACAGGCUGCUGCCUGCACUGAAGAAAAGGGGACAUAAGGUCCUGAUCUUCAGUCAGAUGACGUCCAUCUUGGAUCUUUUGAUGGAUUACUGCUAUCUGCGGGGCUUCCAGUACAGCCGACUGGAUGGCAGCAUGUCAUAUGCAGACAGAGAGGAAAACAUGACCAAGUUUUCCAAAGAUCCAGAGGUGUUCCUUUUCCUGCUCAGCACCAGGGCAGGAGGACUUGGAAUCAAUCUCACAGCUGCUGACACUGCCAUCAUCUUCGACAGUGACUGGAACCCCCAGGCAGACCUGCAGGCUCAGGACCGCUGUCACCGCAUUGGGCAGACCAAACCAGUGGUCGUGUACCGCCUGGUCACAGCCAACACUAUUGACCAAAAGAUCCUGGAGAGGGCCUCGGCCAAGAGGAAGCUGGAGCAGAUGGUCAUCCACAAGAAUAAGUUCAAAGGAGGAAAGGCAGAGCUGAACCAAAGUAAAAGCUGCAUUGAUCUAGAUGAGCUGAUGGAGCUGCUCAAAGCCAGAGGCGCUGAGAAGGAAAUGAAAGCAUCAAGGGGGAAGGUGAUCAGCGACAAGGACCUGGAGGUUUUGCUGGAUCGCAGUGACUUGCUGGACAAAGACAAAGAGAGCAAGAAGAAAGAGAAGGUGGGAGUCUUCAGAGUGAUCGAUGCCAAAGAGUCAGAGAUCACAUUGACCUGAGACUGCUUGAAAUCUUCACAUUUAAACUUUUGACCACAUUCCUCCUGCUGCAACUAGAUAGCUCAAAACUGCUGUCACUUGUAGUAGAACUGAAACUUAAAGAAAAUAUCCUAAAACUGCUGUUUGUAGACUUUGAAUAGUGUAUUUUUUUUUGUCUUAUACUUCCUUAACUGCCUUGAUAGUCGUGCCUGAGCUUUUUUUGUUGUACUGUUUUUGUGCUGAACAUUGUUGGUAUUGUUCCACUGUACCCUUUUUACAACAUUUUGGCUGUCAUUGUGGCUUUUGAAAUCCAUCGGGAUCAUUUUCAGUUGCUGAUCAUUUUAAUGAUCAUUUUGAAGAAAAAGAAAAACAUAUUCAGGUUGCUCAUAUUUGUCUGUUCUCUCCCUGACAGUGGCAUUAAGACUAUCAUCAGGGACUAGAGGUUUCCAGUGAAGCUCAGAGUUAAUUCCACACAUUGUUUUUGUAGGGAGAGAAGUCAUCUUCUGCUUUCACACAAACGUGGUCUAUGCAUCUGUUUAACAGCGGUUCAACAGUCCUCUUGAUUGUUAUUUGGUCAGUCAAAGCAGAAUAACAAUGUUGUAAUCAAAGCACUUUCAUGCAAGUGAAGCAUGUUCUUUCAUGUCUUUUUAUAUAAAUAAAAUAUGAUUUGAUA